Molecule: messenger RNA, 1509 nt
Organism: Aegilops tauschii subsp. strangulata
Lineage: Eukaryota; Viridiplantae; Streptophyta; Magnoliopsida; Poales; Poaceae
Product: remorin 4.1
Source: RefSeq, a predicted model, not a curated record
AACCUGGCCUCUAUUUAAGAAGGCUCCUUGCGCCACCAUCCUACUCACCACCGCACCACAGACCACACCCGCACCGCGCAGCUCGAUCGCGUCCCCAGCUUCAGCUGAGCUCCAACUCAACUCAAAUUAAUCGCAGAUGGUUUCUUGUGCGCCAGUAGUGGCUUAGCGCAUUAGCGGCGGAGGUUGGUACGAUCAGGUAGGCCGGAGGUGAGGUGCCACAUGUUGAGUGGACAAACGGCGGUUAGUGGCAGCAGCAGCAGCAUCAUCGUCAUCAGCCGCGGCGUCGAGCAGGGGAGCGGGAGCGGGGAGCAGCAGCACCAGCGGCGGCCGAUCGAGGUGGAAGAGGGGGAGGAGCCAGAGUUCAGGGACAUCCACGCGCUGAGCCCGCCCCGCGCGCUGAGCCUGUACCGCCGGAGCCGGCCGGGCAGCAGGGACUCUUGGGGGUCUGCGGCGGGGGCAGGGGGGAGCAGACACACGUCGAUUCGCUCCGUCGGGAGCGACACCGCCCCCAGCGAGCUCUUCCCUACUAUGAGCAGGGAGUUCUCGGCCAUGGUCGCCGCAGCAGCCAGCGCUAACGCCUCGUCCUCCGCCGCGGCGGGCCACAGGGAGAGCGUGGACCGCGUGGCGAACGAGGACGCGCUGGGGAGGAUCGGCGAGGAGGAGCUGGAGGAGACGAACCCGCUCGCCAUCGUGCCGGACAGCAACCCCAUCCCGUCGCCGCGCCGGGGGCUGUCGCCGCGCCCGGUGGAGGUGGCGGCGCCCGGUGCCGGACAUGGACAGGGCGACGAGGUGUCGGUGGGGCAGGUGAAGAAGGACGAGGUGGAGACCAAGAUCGCGGCGUGGCAGAUCGCGGAGGUCGCCAAGGUCAACAACCGCUUCAAGCGCGAGGAGGUCGUCAUCAACGGGUGGGAGGGCGACCAGGUCGAGAAGGCCAGCGCAUGGCUCAACAAGUACGAGAGGAAGCUGGAGGAGAAGCGGGCCAAGGCGAUGGAGAAGGCGCAGAACGAGGUGGCCAGGGCCCGGCGGAAGGCGGAGGACAAGCGUGCGUCGGCGGAGGCCAAGAGGGGCACCAAGGUGGCGCGCGUGCUGGAGCUCGCCAACUUCAUGCGGGCCGUCGGCAGGGCGCCCACCAAGCGCUCCUUCUUCUGAGCUGCCCUGCUUGCUCCUCCUCCUUGAUCAACUUCCCGCCAUUAUUUCGCUUUUUACUCGCCGUCGCCUGAUCGUUCACCGCUUCGCUUCAUAGGAACCUCCUGUGCUCGCUGCUUCGCUGUGUGGAACUCUCGUUUUAGUGUUGUAUCCACAUGUAUGGUGUGUCUUUCUUUCUUCUGCAUUUCUCGUGUUUGAUAUGGAGUAGUACAUAGCAUAAGAAUGGAAGGGUGUGCUCUGCCUGCUGAGUCCAAGUGCAAGAGCUGCCUGUAUUUUGUUUUUGUUUUUGUUUUUGUUUCCGGUCGAGGAUAUUGUGUGUGUGUCAAUAUGAACAAGAUAUGCAGUAAUUUACUGUUCUAUGCA